Hydractinia symbiolongicarpus is the source of this 2859-nucleotide messenger RNA. Its product is annotated as glucocorticoid-induced transcript 1 protein-like. Lineage: Eukaryota; Metazoa; Cnidaria; Hydrozoa; Anthoathecata; Hydractiniidae. The record is from RefSeq and is a predicted model, not a curated record. The transcript is spliced from 6 exons. Bases 194 to 1438 code for a protein of 414 amino acids.
UUGGAGACAUCAUCCGAGCUGUGUAUUUGCUGCGGAAAAGCUCAACACGCAAAGUGGUGUACACCUACACAAAGCAUAAGUUUCAAAUUAGAGUUAUAUUUAUAUAGAUAUAGCUAGUACUUCAUCCUAAUUUACAGUUUGUUGGCCAUAUUGGUUUCAGACAGCUUUUGUAUGGAAGCUUCAUCAAACGGACAUGGCUGCUCAACGUCCUAAACGUAACAAUUCCCCUAUAAAUUCUAAGUGUCAGCCAUUAAAGGCAACAGUCCCUUUGUCCUCACUUGUACGAACCACAAGUCCAACAAGACGAAGAACGAGUCCGUCAUCACCAGUACUUCCACCUGACAAAAGAAAUAGAAUAAGGAGGAGCCCAGAUGUCCAACCAAAUGAACAUAGAGCUCUUCUUUCCCCGUUGGGUUCUAAAGUGCAUCUGUUCAAGCCUGUGAACAAGAGCAAAGUAGCGAAAAAUAUAAUCAGACGAACAAACUCACUAGAAACACUUUCAAGUUCAUAUAUAAAUGGUCAAUGGCCACGAGAAAGUUCAUCCUCAAAUACACCUACAACGAGCCCUCCAAUAAUCUCAAAUAACAAAGCAACUCAGACACCAAUUCAAUGGGAUGAGAGUGCUAACGAAGAAACCGUACAACUCUCCUUAGAUCAAAGAAAAUCAUCUGCUAUAGGAGCUGCAGGAUCCAAAGAGAUAUUUCGUCAAUGUUUUCAACGUAACAAGCAGCAAUCCCAACCAAUCCAUGGAAAGCAAUCUCCUGUGCAAGGUGAUCAUUCUGCUGUCAGCCAAUACUACUCGACUGCAUACAUAGCAUCUAAACCAGUUGCAAUACCACAAGUCCCAUCUAGUCCAAAAUAUCCUAGCUUACAUACAAGGAGAAGUGUGGAAGGUCUCAAUAUAGAAUUAGAAGGAUUGGAUCUGGAUGCAAAGGAUGAAUAUGUGUUCGCUCGUACACCUCCCGAAGGUCGACGCCCACCUGUCCCAGGUAUUGUAGCAAAAAAUGUUGAUAUGCAUACUCAAACUUCGAAUGGUUGGAUCGACUCUAAUACUAGUAACACUCCAAACAGCACAAAAGAUAAGAGAAGCCAUUCACUAUCACCAUCCUGGCCAAGCGAGAACAUUUCACCAACCAAGGAGCCCACCACACCUAAUCGUAGCCUUUCCGCUGGUUCCACAGUCAGUGAAAGAGGAUCACCUGAAACCUCUUCAUUGGUUCCGAAGUAUGCUUCUUCUCCAAAGCCGAAUAAUUCAUUUUGGUUUGCUAGAGGUCCCCCAGAUGGUGCUGAGAAAAUUAUGUUGAGCGUCGAAGAUAUAGAAAGUGAUGCUAAGAUGGGGUGCAGCUCAUGUCCAGAUACAUCCAAAGUUACAAUCCAGUUUAGUAAGGACUCGCCUUUUUGUUCUUUACAAAUGGAAUAUCUGAAAAAGGUGUCAUAAGACAGAAAACGUUUCGAAAGACAGCCAGUAUGGAAUGUGAGGUGUAAACACGGAGUGGUAUGAAUACAUAUAUCUGAAUCCGAAUUUUUUUUUUGGAAGUAUUUAUUGUGUUCGAACGCACAGACAGUUAAUAUCAUAACUUAUUAUGUUCAGACAUUGUUCAUGAAUCAGUUUUUACAUAUAUACCUGGAAAAGUUUAAAGUGCAUUCAAACAUAUCACAAAAUAUAUGCUUUGCUAGACAUUGGAGAAGCUAAAGAGGUUAUAAAGUGGACAACACUUUGUUUUUAUUCUGAUAUCAACGUAUCCGAGUUUGACUGAUCGUGAAAAACGGACUUAUUCGUUAUGCCAUUAGAUUCUUCAGUCUUGCAAAUUGAAUAUAUUUCUGGUAUGCGCAUGAUACUGUGUUUUUGUUUCAUUUUUAUGAAGUUUAAAGUUUCUUGGUGUUAUAUACCAAAAAUAGCGUAUAUUAUAGGCACUGCUGGUUUUUAUUGAAAGAUUUUUAACUAUAAAUCCCCUACCUUGUACAUUUCUCGUUUGUUUUUAUAUCACCUUUUGAUCAAAUGGCUUACUGUUGGUGGCAUGAAGUGAUCAUACGGCCAUUAUGUGAAACAUGGUCCCUGUCUCUAUGUAUUACAGAUUAAAUGAAGUUGAGUAGACCUGCUAUUUUGAUCGUCGAAAUCGUUAGGGGUUAUUCGUGUCACCCUUUCAACUAAAUUUCUCAGAAUACAUCCAUAUUUUUCAGUAGUUAUUUUGGUCAAUUGAUAUAAGGAAAGUUUAUCUGAGCUUGUAAAUAUUAUAUAUGCAUUGUAUGAUAUAUGCAGUUUUAAAGUAGCUACUGAUCAUUGUUGUACUUGAUUUGCUACUGGCUUCUACAUCUUUAUUUAAAAACCCUUUGUUUAGUACUUUAAGGAUGACGAUGCUAGGGCGUAUGAAACUAAUAUAUACCACUCAUUGUCGGAUCAGAAAGAAUGCUAAAAAUUUUAACUUCGUUUCAACUUGUUGAUAGAUUGUUUACUAAAACUAGUUUCUAUCUUGUGAAUUGUGCACUAUCAAGUCCUUUUUCAAGAUUCCAAGAAGAAUUUUUCAGCUUUCAGAUUUCACACCAGAUAGCAUUGUAUAAUAUAAUUGUACAGUUGCUAUAAGAGAGACGUAUUAUCAUGUGUCGCAAGUAAACAUGUAAAUAGAAUAAUUUUCGUGGUACGAGACUGAGAAAUAGGACUAAAGUUGUGUCUGGAUAAAAUUUUCCAAUGUUUUACUAUGUUUAGUGCUUUUUGUUUUUAUUUUUUCAGUUAAAUUGUUAUUAAUAUUAUAUUAUUAUAGCCUUAUUUAUAUGUUAACUAUUAAAGAAAAGAGUUCUAAAUUAUGCAUGUAUACUAGAUGACAUUUCUGUACUCAAAUACAUGUACGGUUGACAAGAGAA